AUUUUGGUCAAUUAACCCAUUCUAGAGGCUUCUUCCAUCCCGGUUCCAAUAACUGUAUAUAACUUCGCCAAUUCCGGUACCUACUUCCUCCUUCAUCCCGACUGAAUAACCCUAGAAGAGAAGAGAAAGAGGGAAAAGGCGGAAUUCGAGCUUCUUGGGAUCCGCCGAAAUCGAGCUCAGCCAUGGGAGGAGGAAACGGCCAGAAAGCCAAGAUGGCCCGCGAGAAGAAUCUGGAGAAGCAAAAGGGUGCAAAGGGUAGCCAACUCGAAACUAACAAGAAAGCCAUGAGUAUUCAGGGUCUGAUCAUGGUGUAUGUUGAAAUCAUGUUCAAAAUUAUGGCUAACGAGGAUCAACACAGUGUGCAAAUUCUGGGGAAUUCUGGCCUGUACAUCAAGGGUCAAGCUGGAGCUUGA
Linum tenue is the source of this 413-nucleotide messenger RNA. The record is from the annotation of a GenBank genome assembly. NCBI's taxonomy places the organism in Eukaryota, Viridiplantae, Streptophyta, Magnoliopsida, Malpighiales, Linaceae.